GAUAUACACCGGAAGAUGCUGCUCAGCACCAUUGCCCCUUUACUACCAAAGACCUUGGAAGUCUUAAGGCCAGGUUGCCUCAGUCAGUACCUCCAGACUGGGUACUGGAGAAGCUGGAAACCUGGAAAUGCCAAUUCUCCAUACAGAAUAAAAUACAAAAAAAAUGAAACAGCCGUAUUUGGAGAAAAUGUGACCAUCUUCUGCAAUUUAACAACUCCAGCAGAUGUUGUGCAAAUUACCUGGCAAAAGAUUCAAGGUUCUUUGCCACAAAAUAUUGGCACAUAUAGCAGUAUAUAUGGAGAAAAGAUUCUUCCACCAUACAGAGAUCGGCUGCACUGUGAGGUCAUCGAACCCAAUUCCUCAUUCAUAACUAUCCGUGAAGUAACAUUUGAAGAUGAAGCCUGCUAUAAAUGUCUAUUUAAUGUGUUCCCACAUGGCAGCCAUGGCGGACAAAUCUGCCUUAGCAUUAUAGCUGUAUCUGAAUUAAAAACUGAACUCCAGUCCAAUCUUGACUCUGAAGAUUUUCUUAGAUUUAUUUACUCAGCUGUGGGAAAACCUGUUCCUCAAAUAUCCCUUUUCCCAUCACGAGUCUUGAUUAAUCCACCAGAGGAAUACUUUGCUCAGAACCCAAAUGGCACUGUGACUAUCACUAAAAUGUACAACAUCUCCUUGGAGACUGUGAAGUCCCUAGGUCUCCAAUAUCUGACUGUGCGUAUGGAUCAUCCUCUAAGGAAUGAAGAAAAGAUUGUUCCGUUGUCAGUCAAGCAAGAAUGUACUUCUGGUUCUUCUUAUAUUUGGUUGCGUACAGUUGGUCCACUCAUAAUUUUGUUAUGUAUUUCAUUGAUCAUUGUCCAUCUUGUCCGGAAAAAGAAAAAGUGACAUCUGGAGAAACUGAAUAACAUUUCUCAAAAUUCUUCAUUUCUGACAUGCCUGUGUGGAAUUGUGUUAAAUUUCUGGACCUGAGAGAUUCCAUCUUGAUGCUCCAUUUUCCUUUCCAACUAAUGAACUCUUGAACUGAGCCAGAAGCGACAAUAGUUUUACAAACAGUUAAAUUUCAACACAGCAACUGGCAUUCAGGUCAUAUG
This is a messenger RNA of Zalophus californianus (California sea lion), 1085 nucleotides long. RefSeq names its product OX-2 membrane glycoprotein-like. NCBI's taxonomy places the organism in Eukaryota, Metazoa, Chordata, Mammalia, Carnivora, Otariidae. The record is from RefSeq and is a predicted model, not a curated record. Bases 16 to 879 code for a protein of 287 amino acids. Gene Ontology annotation, biological process: negative regulation of macrophage activation; regulation of immune response. Gene Ontology annotation, molecular function: cell-cell adhesion mediator activity. The transcript is spliced from 6 exons.